Messenger RNA from Racocetra fulgida, 411 nucleotides. NCBI's taxonomy places the organism in Eukaryota, Fungi, Glomeromycota, Glomeromycetes, Diversisporales, Gigasporaceae. The record is from the annotation of a GenBank genome assembly.
AUGAAGGCAGAGUUGAAUCAAGAAGAAUAUAUAGAGCCAAAUAUAAAAAUAGCAUUGAGAUCAAAGAAAAAUAUGGAGCACCAAAUAUGUAAAUCAAAGAAAAAUAUGUGGCACCAAUACGAAAGACAUGCUGAGAUCAAAAAAAGUAUUUGGCACCAAGUAUGGAAAGACAGCAUUGCGAUUGAAAAACAAUAUGUAGCACCAAAUAUGGAAAGAUCAAAAAAAAAAAAGCAAUGUCGAUAUAAAGGCACCCAAGAAGUAAACCAAGGUCAAAUGCGGAACACCAAGAUCGAAUGCGGAGGCAUUAAGGUUGAAUGUGAAGAGAUCCAAAAGGCUUCAUAUACCUUUAUUCAUAAUGACAUUAUUGCAUUUUUCAUUGAAAAAACUUUUACUGAUUCUAAAGCUGAUUGA